Acanthosepion pharaonis is the source of this 753-nucleotide messenger RNA. The record is from the annotation of a GenBank genome assembly. NCBI's taxonomy places the organism in Eukaryota, Metazoa, Mollusca, Cephalopoda, Sepiida, Sepiidae.
AUGUUCUAUUUUUAUAUCUUUUUUGUUUCAUUUCUUUCUUUUUCUCUCUUUCUUUUUCUUUCUUUCUUUCUCUCUCUUUCUUUUUCUUUCUUUUUCUCUUUUUCCUUAGCUGCCUCUCUUUCUUUUUCCUGUCUUUCUUUCUCUUUUCUGUCUUUCUUUUUCUCCCUUUCUUUCUUUUUCUCUCUUUCUUUUUUGUCAUUUUUUUUUUUUUCUUUCUUUCUUUUUUCUUUCAUUCUUUUUUCUUUCUUUCUUUUUCUCGCUUUCUUUUUUGUCAUUUUUUCUUUUUCUUUCUUUCUUUUUUCUUUCAUUCUUUUUUCUUUCUUUCUUUUUCUCGCUUUCUUUUUUGUCAUUUUUUCUUUUUCUUUCUUUCUUUUUUCUUUCUUUCUUUUUUCUUUCUUUCUUUCUUUUUCUCGCUUUCUUUUUUGUCAUUUUUUCUUUUUCUUUCUUUUUUUCUUUCUUUCUUUCUUUCUUUUUCUCGCUUUCUUUUCGUUUUCUGUCUUUCUUUCUUUUUCUCUUUCUUUCUUUUCCUCUCUUUUUCUUUCAUUAUUUUUCUGUCUUUCUUUCUUUCUUUUUUCUGUUUUCUUUCUUUUUCUGCCAUUUUUCCGCUCCCGUUUUUCUUUCUUUUUCUUUCUUUCUUUCUUUUUCUUUCUUUCUCUUUCUCUCUUUCUUUAUUUUUCGUCUUCUUUCGUUAAGUCCUUGCACGCUCAUUACUUCUUCCUUUUUCAUUCAUUAUUUAAUUCACUCUUUCUUUAA